Molecule: messenger RNA, 2719 nt
Organism: Emiliania huxleyi CCMP1516
Lineage: Eukaryota; Haptophyta; Isochrysidales; Noelaerhabdaceae
Exons: 12
Coding region: 603-2651 (682 amino acids)
Molecular function (GO): peroxidase activity
Source: RefSeq, a predicted model, not a curated record
CGCCGCCGCCCCUUCCGGAGCCUUCACCGCCUCCACCUCCGCAGCCCUCGCCACCGCCGCCUCCACAGCCGUCGCCACCAGAGCCCUCGCCGCCGCCCCUUCCGGAGCCGUCGGGGGAGCCUCCGCCGCCCCCGCCCCCACCGCCUCCGUCGCCGCCUCCGCCUCCGUCGGCUGCCAGGCCCGCGCCUCCGCCGCCUUCAUCUGCCGCACCGUCGCCGUCGCCGUCCGCCAAGCCCGUGCCUCCUCCUCCGUCGGCCUCGCCGUCGCCGUCCGCCAAGCCCGUGCCUCCUCCUCCGUCGGCCUCGCCGUCGCCGUCCGCCAAGCCCGUGCCUCCUCCUCCGUCGGCCUCGCCGUCGCCGUCCGCCAAGCCCGUGCCUCCUCCUCCGUCGGCCUCGCCGUCGCCGUCCGCCAAGCCCGUGCUCCUUCCGACCGUCCAUCCGUCCGACCGUCCGUCCACUCCGCCGCCGCCGUCGCUGUCGCCCUCGCCGCCGCCGCCGGCCCCGCCGCCACCGGCCCCUCCGCCGCCUCCGCCUCCGUCUGCCUCCGGCGCCGGGGCGAGCAACACCUGCUGGCGGCCGAUCCCCGAGUACGACGGCAAGGGGAUGACCUACGAGAUGGACCACGUCGCGCCCUUCCUGCGCUUCGCCACCUCCGCCACCCUCACCAUGACCACCAUGCCGGACAUGGCUCUCGCGCCCGGCCCGAGUUAUGACUACGUCGCCGAGGCGGACGCCGUGAUAGCAAACAUGGCCACGGUGGACACGGCCGGCGAGCUGGACGAGAUCCGCUUCUUCGACGGCAAGCUGAACGUCGCGCUCGGCCUCAUCGGCACGCUGCUGCUCGGGUACGGCCAGUCGAUCGAGGAGAUCAUGCUUCACUCGUUUGGCGAGACGUCGGCGGUGCACGAUGCCGGCGUGGCGGUCUGGAAGAACAAGCUUCUCAACAGCCGCAUCCGGCCCACGACGGUCAUCCACGAGCUCUACCCCGACGACAGCCUCCGGCUGAACGACAACAUGACCGUGCGUGGCAAGCACUUCCAGACCAUCGUCCGCACCAUGUCGCACUCCGAGUAUCCGAGCGGCUCCGCCGCCGUCUGCGCCGCCAUCCGCGACUUCGUCGAUGCCCUCUGGCCGCACCUCACCCUCACGAUGCAGGGGGACGAAGUCAGCUACUCCGACGCCCCCUUCGUGAUACUGCCAAACACCGCGAUGGCCACCGUUCCGCUCACCGGCGCCGUCAACCCGGCGCCGGGCGGCCUCUCCGCGGCGGCCAUCGCCGAGCGGUGCGGUGCCACGCGCGAGCUCGGCGGGAUGCACUUCAGUCAGUCGGUGCCCGCGGGUCGGAAGCUGGCGGCCGGGAUGGGGGCGGAGGCGGCGGCGACUCUCCUCUCUUUGCUGGGUCCGAGGGAGGGGAGCGUGCGGCAGGCGCUCGGCGGGUCUGCGCCUUGCGCCGCGGAUUGCUGCGCGGCAGCGGUGGAGUGCAACGCCACGGCGCAGGCGAUCUGCAAGGCGCGGUGCGCAGGCAGGUGGGACACGCCGUGGUUUGACGUGGUGCUAGCGCGGGUGGGGGCGCUGGGGGCGCCGAGCCGUGAAGCGGCUACUGAGGCUCCGUUCUUCCAAGCGGAUCGCAACCACAUCAUGAUCAUCGGCGCCAUGGCGGGCCUUGUCCCCGCCAUCACCGACGGCUACGCCUUCUCCUUCCAGACGCGCUUCACCAACCUGGUCGACCAGCUGGUCUGGAACGCGUUUGCUUCCAACUCGGAGCGCCUGCAGGCCCUCCUCUUCGGCGACGCCACGCACCGCGGCGUCGAGCCGCUGGUGAGGUCCGGACACACCUCCACCGACGCAAAGGUCGUGACCGCCAUCCACGCGAUCGCCGCCGCCCUCCCCUUCUUCCUGCCCGAGGCGGCCGGCGCCUUCUGCGCCGCCCCGGCCCCGUGCUUUCUGCUACGGCCGACCAUCGGGCUUGAGCCCGGCCUGAUUAGAAAGGGGCAACCCUUGGGCGGCUUCCCGGGGGGGCCCAGGGGGGAUUUUGCCCCGGGGGGAAGAAAAGGGGCCUUUUUUCCCCCCAAGAAGGAGGAGAGGACGCGCCGGGCCCGAGCGGGCUCGGGCAGGUCGUCGCGUUCCAGCUGCUGUGGCACCGGCUGCGCGACGGGUGGAACUCAAUGGGCCUCGACGGCGGGUGCGAGGGCGGGCCCGCGUACUGCUUGCCGUACGCAGAGGGACGCCCGCAGUACAACCCGCAGGUUGGGGACUGCCUCGAGGAGGAGCUACCGGCCUCGCGGUUAUGAAAACCGGGCGGGAGUGUGUGCAUUUCAUAUGAGGAGGCGUGUGCACGGGGGCGUGCCCCCGGAGCACCGCUCCCGUGCGCUGUCAGCCGUACGCAGAGGGACGCCCGCAGUACAACCCGCAGGUUGGGGACUGCCUCGAGGAGGAGCUACCGGCCUCGCGGUUAUGAAAACCGGGCGGGAGUGUGCAUUUCAUAUGAGGAGGCGUGUGCACGGGGGCGUGCCCCCGGAGCACCGCUCCCGUGCGCUGUCAUAUGAGAACGCGUGCACGGGGCAUGCCCCCGGAGCACACUUCCGGUGUCGGGAGGGGGGCCGCGCACGGGAGCCGGGAGUGCGUUCCCGCACCGGGGCUGCGUUCCCAUGAGCUGGCCACACCUUCCUGCGCCACUCAGCGGCCUUUCUUUGAAAUGUGGGGCGGGAUCCCCUUUUGCC